Messenger RNA from Neopelma chrysocephalum (saffron-crested tyrant-manakin), 1993 nucleotides. RefSeq lists its product as uncharacterized. The transcript is spliced from 8 exons. The record is from RefSeq and is a predicted model, not a curated record. The annotation marks the transcript as partial. NCBI's taxonomy places the organism in Eukaryota, Metazoa, Chordata, Aves, Passeriformes, Pipridae.
CCCGUGUUUGGGAGGGCCACCAGCCGGGACUUCUGCCAAGGAGCCCGUGCCAGCUCCUGUGGAGGCCCCGUGCCCUUCCCGCUGCGCCCGCGUCGGCAGCCGAGGGGGCUCCUUCUGCUGCUGUGGGCAGGCACAGCAGGGGAGGCUUUGCUUAGUUUUUGAGCUGGGCCUAAAGUUCAUGUCCAGCUGUCUUAGAUACUUUGGAGAACGGGCUCCUUCCGACCUGGGGCAGGUUGGCCGGGCGGGGGGAGGCCCCAGGGCACGCGGCAGUGUGUCACAGGGCCCUUUGUGACACGGCGGGCAUCGCCGAUGGCGUGCAACGGGGCAGGGUGUCACAGGGCCCUUUGUGACACGUCAUGACAUAGUACCGGUGGUGACGUGGCCACGCCUCAGUGCUCCUCGGAGCGUGCGACGGGAGAGACGGGAUAGAGCGGUGCUGUGCGGAGCCCCCGUGCAGCCAACUCCUUCCUCCUGACCCGGAGCGUUUUGGAGGCUUUUCUGUGGUGCGAGCGUCCUUGAGGCCAGACCGCGGGACUUGGUGACACGGAGCUUUGGCGAGGUGUCUCCAAUCCCUGCGGCCAGUGCCCUUGAGGCCACACCGCAGGACUUGAGAACCCCUACCCUUUCCCAGGGUUUUCUCCCUUUUAGUUGCCCUUGAGGCCAGACCGCAGGACUGGUGACCCGGAAAUUUUCCGAGGAGUCUCCAAUCCCUGCGGCAGGUGGCCUCCAGGGCAGCCUGCAGGACUUGGGGACGCAGAGAUCUUCCGAGGUGUCUCCCUCUUGCAGGUGCCCUCAAGGCCAGACUGUGGGAUGGCGGGAAGACGCCUGAGCCUGCACAGGCUCUUCCGCGAGAAGAGGGUUAGCCCUGCGACCGACCCAACACAGCAGCCUGAAGAGGCGGAGCAGUUCCAGCCCCUGCAGGAGGAUCCAGGCCGGCAGCAGACACAAGAGCAGGACCGUGCCCGGGGCCGCUUCCGCAGGGCAGCACAGGCCUUUCUGAAAUUCGUUCCCGUUCGGCGAAGAAAGUACAGGGUCACACCAAUUGAGGACACGGCGCAGCCUGACCCCACGCCGAGCGAGCUCCAGGUUGACCCCGAUGUCGGCACCGCGUCGACCGAUGGCCCAGCAAACCGUGACACCGCGGUGACCGACGACACGACAACCUCCAACGCCGCGCCGCCUGAGCUCACCCCGCAGGCUGACGGUGCAACGACUGAGGGCAUCGCAGACGCUGACAGAACACCCGUUCAGCACCUGCCCGAUGAUCCCAGUCUGGAGGUUCUUGAAGAGGAAGUGAUCUCUCUGGAAGUAGCCAUGGAGCCAGGCAGAGGCAUGGAGCAGAGACCCCCCUGGGUUUGCAAGCUGGCCUGGGUGAAGAAGGAGGAGAAGGAGAAAAGCCCUAGGCCUGCCCCAGCACAACACCCUGAGGAGGCGGAGCAGUUCCAGCCCCUGCAGGAGGAUCCAGGCCGGCACCGGACACAAGAGCAGGGCCGCGCCCGGGGCCGCUUCCGCAGAGCUCAUCAGAGGGUGCGGAAAUCUGCUCCCGUUCGGCGUAGAAAGGCCGGGACCUCAACAACCAAUGUCGUGGCACAGCCUGAGCCCAACCCCACCGAGCUCAAGGCCAAGGCUGACGCCCCAGGGACUGAGGGCAUCGCAGACGCGGACAGCACACCCGUUCAGCGCCUGCCCGAUGCUCCCAGUCUGCAUGUUCCUCAGGAGAGAGUUGUCUCUGCUCAAGUGCCACCUCUGGUGAGGUCCAUCCACUCGUGGCUGACCUCCAAUGUGUCUGCUGGGCACGUGCUGGAUAAGACCCUUCUGGCACUGACCGAGGCACACCCCGUGGAUGUCACCAUCACCCUCCUGCGCUGUGCUCCCUCAUGUGACAGAGCUGCUGCAACCAUGUGGAGGACCAUAGCCUCAUCGGGAACCACGCUGCGGAAGGUGCUGCCAACACUGCUCUGCGUGAUGGAGGACUGGCCGUGGUACUACACAC